Messenger RNA from Monopterus albus (swamp eel), 2448 nucleotides. RefSeq names its product ATP-dependent 6-phosphofructokinase, muscle type-like. The transcript has 22 exons. Gene Ontology annotation, molecular function: monosaccharide binding; ATP binding; 6-phosphofructokinase activity. The coding region runs from base 7 to 2310 and encodes 767 amino acids. Gene Ontology annotation, biological process: fructose 6-phosphate metabolic process; fructose 1,6-bisphosphate metabolic process; canonical glycolysis. Gene Ontology annotation, cellular component: cytoplasm; 6-phosphofructokinase complex; membrane. The record is from RefSeq and is a predicted model, not a curated record. NCBI's taxonomy places the organism in Eukaryota, Metazoa, Chordata, Actinopteri, Synbranchiformes, Synbranchidae.
ACAAAGAUGGGAGUCGGACGUGCCAUCGCCGUGCUGACAUCAGGAGGAGAUGCCCAAGGUAUGAACGCUGCUGUGAGAGCCACAGUCAGAGUCGGUCUCUACACUGGAGCCAAAGUCUACUUUGUUCAUGAGGGCUACCAGGGCCUGGUGGAUGGAGGAGACAACAUUCGCCCCGCCACGUGGGAGAGUGUGUCCAUGAUGCUUCAGCUGGGAGGUACUCUCAUUGGCAGCGCCCGCUGCAAGGACUUCAGGACCAGGGAGGGUCGUUUGAAGGCAGCCUGCAACCUGGUAAAGCUGGGCAUCACCAACCUGUGUGUGAUCGGAGGUGAUGGCAGUCUGACAGGAGCCAACCAGUUCAGGACCGACUGGAGUGGACUGCUGGUUGACCUGGUCCGAGCGGGUAAGAUUACAGAAGAAGAAGCUAAGAAAUCUUCCCACCUGAACAUUGUUGGCAUGGUUGGCUCCAUCGACAACGACUUCUGUGGCACUGACAUGACCAUUGGCACUGAUUCUGCCCUGCACCGCAUCAUUGAGGUGGUGGAUGCCAUCACCACAACUGCACAUAGCCACCAGAGGACGUUCAUACUGGAAGUGAUGGGCAGACACUGUGGGUACCUGGCCCUGGUGACAGCUCUGUCCUGUGGUGCCGACUGGAUGUUCAUUCCAGAGAUGCCACCAGAUGACGGCUGGGAGGACCAUUUGUGCAGGAGGCUUGCAGAUCAAAGGGCCCGAGGUUCUCGUCUGAAUGUGAUCAUUGUGGCUGAAGGUGCAAUUUCCAGAGAUGGUAAACCAAUCACAUCUGACCAGAUCAAAAAGCUGGUGACUGACAGGCUCGGCUUUGACACUCGCACUACUGUUCUUGGACAUGUACAGAGAGGUGGCACACCCUCCGCCUUUGACAGAAUCUUGGGAAGCAGGAUGGGUGUGGAGGCAGUGAUGGCACUGCUGGAGGCUACUCCGGACACUCCUGCCUGUGUGGUCAGCCUGUCUGGGAACCAGGCAGUCAGACUGCCACUCAUGGAGUGUGUGCAAGUGACCAAAGAUGUGACUGCUGCCAUGGCUGAGGGCAGAUUUGAGGAUGCUAUCAAGCUCAGAGGAAGGAGUUUUGAGAACAACUGGGACACAUACAAGCUGCUGGCUCACAUUAGUCCCCCAGAUGUUAAGAGUAACAUCAAUGUGGCCAUCAUGAACAUUGGAGCCCCGUGUGCUGGCAUGAAUGCUGCGGUCCGUGCAGUAGUCAGGAUGGGAAUCAUCCAGGGUCACACCAUGCUGGCUGUUCACGACGGAUUUGACGGUCUGGCUCACGGACAGAUCGAACCUGUCACCUGGACUUCAGUGAGUGGCUGGACUGGAAAAGGAGGCUCAGCACUGGGCACCAAGAGAACUCUGCCAGCUAAAAUAUUACAGGACAUCAGCCAGAACCUUGCCAAGUUCAACAUCCAUGCUUUGGUGAUGAUUGGUGGAUUUGAGGCCUAUAUGGGGGGUCUGGAGCUGGUUCAAGCCAGAGAGAAGUAUGAGGAGAUGUGCAUUCCCAUGGUGGUUAUCCCUGCUACCGUCUCCAACAACGUCCCCGGCUCCGAGUUCAGCAUCGGUGCUGACACCGCCCUUAACACCAUCACCUCUACCUGUGACAGAAUCAAGCAGUCCUCAGCAGGGACCAAGCGCCGUGUGUUUAUUGUUGAAACUAUGGGCGGGUACUGUGGUUACUUAGCCACCAUGGCCGGUCUAGCUGCUGGGGCUGAUGCUGCCUACAUCUUUGAAGAAAAAUUCACCAUUAAAGACCUGCAGAUAAACGUAGAGCAUCUUGUGGAGAAGAUGAAGACAACAGUGAAGAGAGGUUUGGUUCUCAGGAAUGAAAACUGUAAUGCCCAGUACACCACCGACUUUAUCUUCAACCUGUACUCAGAGGAGGGAAAAGGCGUCUUUGACUGCCGUAAGAAUGUCCUUGGACACAUGCAGCAGGGUGGCACUCCAACACCCUUUGACAGAAACUUUGCCUCUAAGAUGGGUGCCAAGGCUGUUCUAUGGCUGACUGAGAAGCUCAAGCAGUGCUACAGGCACGGUCGUAUAUUCGCUAACUCUCCAGACUCCGCCUGUUUGCUGGGCAUGAGGAAGAGGGCACUCACCUUCCAGCCUCUCAAUGAACUGAAGGAAGACACAGAUUUUGAGCAUCGCAUCCCAAAGACACAGUGGUGGCUGAAGAUCAGACCCAUCAUGAAGAUCCUGGCCAAGUAUGACAUCAAGCUAGACACGUCCGAAUGCGCUGACAUGGAACAUGUGAUAAAGAAGAGGAGUCCGCUUGGGAAAUAGGCUCAGACUGGACAGAGCAGGAAAAUGUUUCUGUUUUAUUACAAACCAUUUAUUGGUCCAACUACCUGUCAACAUGCCUUGAUAAAAGAGGCGUCUUAGCUCUUAGCUUAAUUAAUUUUGCAGAAGAAACUGAAGAAC